CGCGAAAGCAAGGAGGGAAGAGGAGACUGCCAAAGAUUUGAACGUUGUCGUGGCAGACGCGAGUGGCUCGUCAGGACGCGCCGCGAUCUCCUCACGGCGCCAAUCGCUCGCAUCCCGGGGCCACAGCAACGGCCAUUCACGAACUUUUGUCGACCUGUGAGCGCACAUGUCGCUUGACAAAGCUUGUCGCAGCAAGACGCGGCGGCAACUCUCGCAAAUUGCCUGUCUGUAUCUUGCGUUCCUGUCCGAGGGUGGGAGACAGAGUAUUCCGCCGACAAGAUGCAAAGAGCACACGAGGCGGCUAGCGGAUCAACGAGGGGGGCAAGGAAGGGCCGGCCGGGCGUCUGCCAAUCGCGAAUCUGUCUCUCCGCCUUCAGACGGGCGCGAAGCGUGCAAGCCGGCAGCUGCCGGUCGGCGUCCUUCAGUCAAGAGUCGUGAGUCAAGAGUGUGAGUGCACAGGUCCUGGCAUGGCAUGCACCAGCAAGCAAGUCCUUGUGGAGCGUGGGCCUGACGCUAAUAGAGCAGCGGCGAUGCGUCACACCCGCACCGUCGUCCCUUGAGGCAAG
Molecule: messenger RNA, 566 nt
Organism: Ceraceosorus guamensis
Lineage: Eukaryota; Fungi; Basidiomycota; Exobasidiomycetes; Ceraceosorales; Ceraceosoraceae
Exons: 1
Coding region: 167-451 (94 amino acids)
Source: RefSeq, a predicted model, not a curated record